AUGCCUCUCACUGGUCACUGUCUCUGCAAGGCCGUCACUUACAAAGCUGACGUAGACGCACCCCUCCUCACUGGCUACGACCACUGCGACGACUGCCAGCGUCAGCACAGGCUAACAAUACCAGCUCUCGUCGCUGUCGUUCCAAAGGACAAACUCACAAUCAAUGGUCCUAUAAAGAAGUGGGAGGGCAAGGGAUCUUCGGGCAAAUCUGUCUGGCGCCUCUUUUGCUCCGAGUGUGGCUCGCCCAUCGCUCACGACCCUGACGCUGCUCCCGAGAUUAUCGCCCUCAAGGCUGGCACUUUGGACACGGAGAUCAAGAAAAACCUCAAGCCUGAUACCGAAAUUUGGACCGUUGGCAAACUCCCCUUCUGCCAGGAACAUCUUGCAAAACCCUUCACCCAUAUGCCCGAGUAA
Messenger RNA from Clonostachys byssicola, 414 nucleotides. The record is from the annotation of a GenBank genome assembly. NCBI's taxonomy places the organism in Eukaryota, Fungi, Ascomycota, Sordariomycetes, Hypocreales, Bionectriaceae.